This is a messenger RNA of Leptinotarsa decemlineata (Colorado potato beetle), 1050 nucleotides long. RefSeq names its product RAS oncogene family member Rab32. NCBI's taxonomy places the organism in Eukaryota, Metazoa, Arthropoda, Insecta, Coleoptera, Chrysomelidae. The record is from RefSeq and is a predicted model, not a curated record.
UUUUCCUAGCUACAGUCGUUAUGUCUCAAGUUUGUCCAUCAAAGUAAAAUGAAAAGUGACGACGAGAGCAACGUACCGAAGGAAAUAGGGGAGGAAAGAGAAAAACGCGAGAAGAAACUUGUGGUUUCGCCAACGUUGAAAUCGAAAAGGCCCAGCUUUCUCAUAAAAAAGCUCAAGCUCAAGUCCAAAUCCCACCCUCAAGAGGAAAUAAAGGAUAUUGCUAAUUUACCUUUACCCAGCACCUCUUCUGACGAGAGACAAACCCCAGAAGGGGACGAUAAUUUCAUACUAACUAAAUCUGCAUCUGAAACAAAUUUACAGGAGACCUGGAAAAGUGCCGAAAAUCUAGCGAAAGAUAACACGAAAUCUUCGGCAAAAAGUGCUGUUACUGUUGAACGUAAUCAGUUCGAUUUAAGUUCGGAACAAAAAGGUUUUCCAGAACGCACAAAGUCUUUGGAGAAUUUGAACGAUAUGCCUGCUUACGGGGAACUUAUAAUGGAUCAGACUGCUGAAACGUCAAAUGCAAAUCAGUCUCCUAAUAAGCCCAAAGAUCAUUUAUACAAAGUCUUGGUAAUAGGAGAUCUAGGCACUGGAAAAACGUCCAUAAUUAAGCGUUAUGUUCACCGGUUUUUCUCACAGCACUACAGAGCCACAAUCGGUGUUGACUUUUCUUUGAAAGUACUCAACUGGGACGACCAGAAUCUCGUGAGGCUGCAGCUUUGGGAUAUUGCAGGUCAAGAGCGUUAUGGUAAUAUGACUAGGGUGUAUUACAAAGAAGCAGUAGGCGCAUUUAUAGUAUUUGAUGUCACUCGCAAAGCUACUUUCGAUUCUGUAGCGAACUGGAAAUCAGAUCUUGACAGCAAAGUAGAGCUGUCUGACGGAUCCAAAAUACCAUGUGUUCUUUUAGCAAAUAAGACGCGUUUUGCUACCACCGUAGCAUCCUCGGUAGAAAUGAAAAUUAUAGACUGGGCUACAACUCUUAUAUACAACACUAGUAGGUACCUAACUCAAUUGGUUAAUAGUGAAAGUGAUAACAGCUAUAAUGUAUAA